Dicrocoelium dendriticum is the source of this 333-nucleotide messenger RNA. Lineage: Eukaryota; Metazoa; Platyhelminthes; Trematoda; Plagiorchiida; Dicrocoeliidae. The record is from the annotation of a GenBank genome assembly.
CGAACAUGAGGACAUGUUUCGGUCUGGUUUUGUUGACGCUGUUCUCUGCGCGCGGCUCACUGAUACCGUUCACAUCCCGAAGUGAAUGUUUAACUGGAUGCAAUACAAUGUGGGACGAACUUAUGCAAAUCUGUCCGAACCAGCUUGAUCGGGCUGAAUGUAUUGAGCUCAACGAAAGAGGCAAAAGUAUUUGCUUUUACUCUUGUGAGGAGAUGUUUCCAACGAAGCCGCAUCAGUAGUUUUGUUGCUUUCUCCAGUUCAUUUUUGCGAUUCACACACGCAUAGCAGCGAAACAGAACUUCUGUAGUGUUUCGUUGGAUUUUCUAAAUAAAU